AUGGCUCUUGCGUCUACCCGUCAUCCUGUCAUGUCUCAUAUUCACCCCAAAUUUAUGGGCUACACAGCUAUCAUCAUUAUCCAGAUUUUCAUCAUGGCAUUGGGAUACUUGAUGAGGAACUAUCCUGGAGAGGUAACAAUGCUAGUCACAUCGAUAGCAACUGUGCUAUCAAUCGCCACUACUAUUUGGGAUGCUGAGGCUCUCAACGGCCGGGUGGACCACUCGACACCGGUCUAUUUCAUGUGGCCAGUACAGUUGAAUGGUUCCGAAAUCGACAUAACUGGAAGCGCGUUUGCCACCUUGCUCCGCGAAGAAUUUCUGGCAAAUGGUCUGACUUUCAGUAUGUAUCUCUACUCGAGUUACCAAGUGGACAAUGCUUUCGAAAUUCUCGAUAUCGGCGGAAUGCUCAGUGGAGUUGCUGCUGCAGGGUUUACCUUCGGUGCAAAAUACAACAUAUCUACUCUCAACACAGGAGUUGUACCCGGAUCAUACUCCAGGGCACCCAUUCCCCAAGGUUUCAGCACGAACUAUUCGAUGUGGCAACAAGGGUUAACAGCGAAUGUCAGCUGCCAGGCCAUUGACUCAAGCCAAAUGCAGUACCUUUGGAACACGAACUCUGAUGUCAUCUAUACCAACCCAGCUGCUUCGAGCAACAACCCCAUUACCGGUCUUCGCUUGUGGAAUAUCCGUGCAAACUGUGGUACCAAUACCUCGACAGUGUACGAAUAUGUGACCUUGGUGGAUGCAAAUGGAAGCGGAAACUUACCAGGGAAUGGCUUUCUUCCAUCUGUUGUGUGCCCAGGAUUAACGGAUAUGAACCAAACUUAUACCAGCUUCAUAAGCGUGUGCGAAGUGGUUCCCCUGUUGACCACAGUCCGCGCCGAUUAUUCCAACGAACAAAUCUCUUCCGAGGUCAUCUCAUCCACUUCUUUCCAGUCAGAGAAUGCCGAGCUACUGUCAUUUAUCGCUGGAGUUGCCAGGUAUCAGUCGAUCGACUCGCAGGGACUUACGAGCAGUACCAUUGGGGAUACCUUGUACUCCAUCUAUUCGUCGACCACUACCAAAUCCGUCAACAACAAUCUUAAUGACACACAGAUUUACCUUGAGCUCAUCAGUUUCAUGACAUACUGUCUUGAUCCACUUCUUAUGAUUUUGGGAAGGUUCCUUCGUUCCGGGUUUAUGGCCAUAGGCAGCUUCCCCGAUAAUAUCAUCCCGAACAACCUCUCUUCCCCAGUCAACGGGACCAUGUUCAUAUCGACAAUAGGCUGGACUCGCUGGACUAGGAAGUCGCCGACAUAUCUGCUCGCUACAAUACCGCUCACCAUUAUCACCAUCCUCACUUUCGCCUGCGCAUUCUACAGUAUUCUUCAGUAUCAUCAAGAACAUCAAGAUAAACAACAUUACAGGGCCAACUUCGAUGUGUCAAAUAUUCUCCAUCUCAUUAUAGCAUGCGCUGGUGAGAAACUCGUACUCUCAAACAUCAGUGAUAAGAUCAAGAGAAAUGGGGGUGAUGUUCACCCGAGGGACCUCAAGUCCACUGACCUUAGAAAGCAGGAGGUGCAUGUGAGAGAUGUCAAACCGGUGCAUGUGGAAAAUAACCAUGUGUGA
This is a messenger RNA of Suillus fuscotomentosus, 1608 nucleotides long. RefSeq lists its product as uncharacterized. The record is from RefSeq and is a predicted model, not a curated record. The transcript has 9 exons. The coding region runs from base 1 to 1608 and encodes 535 amino acids. Lineage: Eukaryota; Fungi; Basidiomycota; Agaricomycetes; Boletales; Suillaceae.